Messenger RNA from Tripterygium wilfordii, 1024 nucleotides. RefSeq lists its product as uncharacterized. Bases 42 to 893 code for a protein of 283 amino acids. Lineage: Eukaryota; Viridiplantae; Streptophyta; Magnoliopsida; Celastrales; Celastraceae. The record is from RefSeq and is a predicted model, not a curated record. The transcript is spliced from 2 exons.
GUGGGUCUGAGUCCCCUCUAUCGGAGCUGCAAUUCGCGAACAUGGCAACGAGCAGCAGGGAAUCUAGAAGGAGAAGGAUCGUUGAAAGAGGAUCCGACCGUUUGGCUCUCAUCACGGGUCGGAUCCAGAACGUUCCUGCACCUCUCUCUUCGUCGGAAUCUGUUCAAGAGCUAAUCAACAUCGACCGAUCUCAGCUCUUGGUUCCUCAAGAUCAGGAAAUACAACCCUCUUCAACGAAUCAAAACAACGAGCCUCCUAAUGGCGAGGGUGAAGCCUUGAGCUCUAUGUUGCUGAAAGGUACUUACCAAAGUGGAAGCAGUGUAGGACUACCCUUGUCAGAACAUGUCUCGAGUGUUGGAGCCCCUGUAGAUCCCAGUCCUCAUAUUAGCAGCGUUGAACAAUCAUCUCUGGUCAUGUCCGCAGAUCGAACUUCAUCAACUCCUCAUUCAGGCACAGAUUGGCCAGUAGAAAGUCAGGCACACUGGCUUAAAAAUUUCAACCCAAAGCGAAUAACCUCUGCCAUUGCAGCUACAGAGACCACACGGCUUUUUUGUUCCGUUGCCAUAGCUCUUUUAGUUGUUUCUUCACAUCUAGGAUCUCUUCUCCUCGGCAGCAACAUAAUGGAAUUCAUUGCAAGCUUUAGGCCUCUUCAUCUAGUUUUGUUGACAAAUCUAACAGUUGUCAUAUAUCGGCUUGUUUUCCACAAACAAAGAGGCGCGGAAAGGCCUGGCAGAGCUGAAAAUAAGAUCCUGACGACUGACGAUUAUGGGUGGGCUCAACAAAUGAGCAAUGCUUUGGAGCUGGGAUUGUUGAUGAAGGCGGCAAUGGAUGCAAUGCUCAUUGAUUGUAGUGUAUAUUUAGUACUUGUCAUAUGUGGUAUUUCAUUUACUUGAGGAUUCAGGAAGCAGGUUUCUAUAUAUUUUAAAUAGUGUCAUUCAAUAUCUGUAAUCAGAUUUGCUAUUUGGUUUUUGUGAUUGAUUUGUAACUACCGAAUUCUGUGGCAGUGUGAGCUGCUGUUUUGCCA